AUGACAAUAAUGCCUUGUCUAUAUCUUUUAAUAAUAAUUAUUGUACUGGAUAAAACAAAUGGUAUACAAAAAGCAUUUUAUUCAUCAAAAACACCAUAUAAACUACCAUUAUUAACAUUAAAUUUACCAUUACCACCAGCCGGAUUUGAAUCAGUAUGUGUACAAAUUCUUGCUCGACAUGGUUGUCGAGCAUUAGAAGGUCGAAAAUAUGAUAAAUUAACAAUGACAUUAUGGACACAAGCAAAACAAGAAGAAGUAUUAACUGAAUAUGGUAGAAAAUUGGGAGAAAAUUUACAAGAAUUUAUUGCUAUUAAUGAUAAAUUAGGACGUGGUGAAUUAUCUGGUCUGGGUAAAAUUGAACAUCAAGUUGUUACUAGUGGAAAAUCUCGUACAAUAGCAAGUUUAAAUACAUUUAUUGAAGGUUUACCAUCAACAUUAACUUCUUUAAUUGAUUACGAACCAGCAAAUCAAAUUUUACUUUAUUUUCAUGAUAAUAAUAAAUAUGAAACAUAUUAUAGAAAAGAUAGACAAUUAAAAAAUAAAAUUCGUUCAAUUGAAAUGCAAUUAUAUUCAAAACAGAUGGCACGUAAUCUACUUGAACGUUUAUAUAAUGUAUCAUUUGUUGAUAGACUUGCUAAUAGAUAUAAUACAAUUAUUGAUAGUGAAUUAGGAAAAUCAAUAAAAAAUGAAGUAGAUGCUGUUCGUAUGUUUCAUGGAUUAUAUUUAACUGGUUCAAAUUUACGUGUAGAAGGUGUUGAAUCUUUAUUAGAAAAAUAUUUUCUUUCAGAUGAAUCAGCUUGGUUUGCUUAUCUUCAAGAUGCAAAAGAUUAUUAUGAAAAAGGUCCAGCAUUUUUAAAUCGAACAAUAACAUAUGAUAUGGCUCAAAUAUUACUUGAUGAUUUUUUUCUUCAUUCAACACAAUGUUCACAAAUUGAUUUAAAAUAUUUUCUUCGUGCACAUUUUGCUCAUGGUGAAACAAUAAUUCCAUUUGCAGCUCUAUUACAAAUACCUAUAUUAAGUGAUAAAUCCACACCAUUUAAUGAUACAUAUACAUAUAACGGGUGGAUCGAAAGUUUUCGCACAAAAUGUUUGUUCAUUUUUGGCCUGCUUGAAAGUAUUUCAGAUGAGUCAAAAACUAUGGGUUAA
Messenger RNA from Rotaria sordida, 1146 nucleotides. NCBI's taxonomy places the organism in Eukaryota, Metazoa, Rotifera, Eurotatoria, Philodinida, Philodinidae. The record is from the annotation of a GenBank genome assembly.